Molecule: messenger RNA, 4287 nt
Organism: Aspergillus eucalypticola CBS 122712
Lineage: Eukaryota; Fungi; Ascomycota; Eurotiomycetes; Eurotiales; Aspergillaceae
Gene: jhd1
Product: [Histone H3]-lysine-36 demethylase
Exons: 2
Coding region: 1-4287 (1428 amino acids)
Biological process (GO): regulation of transcription by RNA polymerase II; protein demethylation
Molecular function (GO): transcription coregulator activity; histone demethylase activity; zinc ion binding
Source: RefSeq, a predicted model, not a curated record
AUGAUCACUGCUACAUCCUUCUUGAAUCACCUUGGGAGCCGACCGCCGCGGUAUCGCACUCCCUCGCCGCCGCGACGCGCCGUCGAGCCUAUCUCGCCUUGCUCGACCUCCGACCUCCGUGCAUCAUGGGUCGACCGCAACGUCUCCCGGGUUGCUACCUCCGAUCGCGACCACUUCCUACCUCACAAUCCUACAAAUCAUCAUCAUCAUCAUCAUCAUCAUCAUCAUCAUGCUGAUGAGACAGCUUCUCAUCGCUCUAGCCAUGGCCGCUCCGGUUCUACCAUCGACGCUCUCGCAACGAUCGCCUUAGCGACGAGCCCGACCUUCGCACCUCUUUCCUACCGACCUCCUUCUCAAAACUCCACACCCGCCAUGUCGCUAUUCCCCUCCGAGCCCAUCGAAUCCACAGAACGCCCAAAUAAGCGUCCGCGGUCGGAAAAGGAUCCCUCUCCUUACACCCAGCACCGGACAGUGGCCGUGUCGGAUGCAAAUUCUGCUUCGUUGUUUGAUAGCAUGAAGACGGAUGCAGAGCUUUUGCUGAAUCUGGCCCGGCCCACGAACUUUCAUCCUCCCUCGCAUUCCGCAAAGCGUGUCAGCAUCGACGAGUCGUUUUAUCAUUAUGGGGACGAACAAAAGCAUCAUGUCACGGCGGAUUCGGGCGGCGCGAGCUGGAGGUUCAACGACGAAAAAUAUGCAUACAGUGCACCCGGGCCCAACAACAUGCCGUCUCGGCUGAGGUCACAGUCCGACGGUUCAGCUGCCAUAUCACGCCCGGUCAUUCAUGGCGUGCGACCCAAUACAAGCUCCUCUACUCUUCCACCAAUUCUCUGGCAGGAGGAAGGGGACGCUGAAAACGACUAUCCCCCCACGAAGUUCACCAUAAAUGGUAGACCGAGCGAGACACAGGCACAACAUUCAAUGCACACCACACACGCCGCGCAAAUGCCGAUAGAGCAUUCCUCCAAGAUUGACGAUGAAGCGGAGGAGUCUAACCAGGCUAGCUGCGCGGCUUGCAACCUUGUGCGGAUUCCGAUGGACACUGGCGAGCAAGGCGACGUGACAUGGAUCAGCUGCGAUGGUUGUAAACGGUGGUUUCAUAUUGUUUGUGCUGGAUUCAAGAGUGACCGUGAACUCCGAACGGUGGACAAAUUUAUCUGUCGAGAAUGCCGUCCUAUUUAUGGACAGACUACUUUCGUGCGCAAAUCCUCUCGGGCUCGCACAGCUAUUGAUUAUGCCGGCCUCAACCAAGGGCUGGUCAAGGCCGCAACGGACUCUCUCGAACACCACUACAUUGAACCCAUCCGACAGGGCAAAAUCCAAUUCCUCCCCGAAAACUUCCCACGAAUGCGUCCUGAGCUGGUCACUGCCGAAUAUUUCGAGCGAGGCAAUGGCAUGACGGAACCGAUUGUCAUUCCUGCGGAGUGGAACACUCGCGAGUCCGUUUCUAUUAGUGAUUCCGAGUUUGACGCUCUAGUACAAGAAGCGCCUACGCAAGAGAUGUUUGACGAAUUGCUGGAUCAUGUUGCUGAGCAAGAGGAAGGCUAUGAGCAAGUGAUAGAUUGCGGCCAGGACCAGUUGGACAUGGUGAUACCUGAAGGCCUCACCGUUCGAAGAGUUGCGGAGCUUUACGGACCGGAAGAAAGAGUGGAGGUCAUUGAUGUCAAAUCGCAACAGAACGAAGACAAGAGGUGGACAAUGCAGAAAUGGGCGGAAUACUACGAGAGUACCGGCGACAAGGUUGUCCGAAAUGUCAUCAGUUUGGAAGUCUCACAGAGCCCAUUGGGCAAGCUUAUUCGUCGGCCAAAGGUUGUCCGGGAUCUUGACCUUCAGGACUCUGUCUGGCCUGAAGAACAGAAGGCCGUCGGUGACUGCCCGAAAGUUCAAUUCUACGUCUUGAUGUCUGUUGCCGACUGCUAUACCGAUUUCCACAUCGACUUUGGAGGGUCCUCAGUAUACUACCAUAUUCUGAAAGGCAAGAAAACCUUCUUCUUCAUCCCGCCGAAGGACAAACACCUGAAGAAGUAUGAGGAGUGGUGCAAUUCUCCUGCGCAGGAUUCCACCUUUCUUGGGGACCAGACCAAGGAAUGCUAUCGCGUGGAUCUGUCUGAAGGCGAUACGAUGCUGAUCCCCUCGGGCUGGAUCCAUGCCGUCUGGACUCCGGAGAACAGUCUUGUCAUCGGCGGAAAUUUCCUUACGAGGCUGAAUUACGGGAUGCAGAUCAAGAUCGCGCAGAUUGAGAAGGAUACCAAGGUGCCAAGGAAGUUCAGGUACCCGUUCUUCCAGAAGAUCCAAUGGUAUACCGCGUUGCGAUAUCUCGAAGAUGACCCGCUACCGCAAAGCGUUCUUGACGCCUUCGCACAGGACGAGAACUACCGCUUCCACCGUGCGUAUCCAAUUUACUACGAAUUCGGCGAACGGACGAACAAUGCGCCUGCCGGCUCACCUUAUCACAACUCGCGCUUCUAUUCUCAGGCGGAACUGGAAGGGCUACCAGAUCUUGCAAAAUACCUUUAUCACACUGCCCUCAUUGCUGGCGCCUAUCUGACGGAGGGCGUGACGAUGGAUACUAGAAAUGCGGUCAAACGCUCGAUACCCAAGAUGUCCGGGGAGCCAAUCGAUGCCGUGAGGAAAUUUGGCAUCUGGGUCGCCUGGAAGCGUGGCAAUGAGAGGGCACCGUAUUGGACCCGCCCUGGCGUGGCUGAAAGCAAUGCGAAGCUCAGUCUCGCGGAGAAGAAGCCUGCCGGAAGGCCCAGCCGUCGGUCAGAGCGUAAUGCUGAGAGCCAGCGCACGUACGCCGAACGCCAGGCUGUACAGAGGCUUCCCGAGCCGGCUCAUGAUCCAGCAACCGAACUGAGCAAUAGUAGUGGUCCGCUGAAUGCCGGGGCUGCUAUGCCAGACGGCCCGUCAAGCAGUGGUAUCAAAGAAGAGCCUGCUCCCAAAUCGCGCGCUGCACCCCGUGGCUCCGGACUGGGCCCUAAGCGCGUUGCCUGCGAUGCCUGUCGCAAACGAAGGAUCCGAUGUCACCACAAGGAUGAACAUAACGACGGUAUCUCCAGCAAGUCAACGGCAGUGACCGCUUUUGGUCCCAGCAACCAUUCGUUGGCACACGACGCAGCGUCUGCGCUGAAUUCACUUGCCGCUAUUGCAUCGGAAGCAGGCUUUCAAGACAAUGGAAGUGGCAGGAAUCCGGACCGGUUUGAAGUCGCUGCCAAGUUCAACUCGGCCAUUCUGGGUACGCCGCGUGCACCGGUCAAUGGACUCGGACUCAACGAUGUCAGUCCUGAAGGCGCCAACACCGGAAAGAAGGGCCGCAGCAAGGCCUGCGACGAUUGCCGGAAGAGCAAGCGUCGGUGUAUCCACGAUGAGUACGGCCGUAUUGACCCUGUCAAGGCGCAAGAACGAGCAAAGCCGCGCGCUGCUGCUUCUGCCAAACGGCCCCGUAUCAAUGAAGAAGGAACUGGGCCAAUGAUUCACAAACGGAUGAAGCAGGAGAGCACGUCCCCUACGUCGAGACCGGCACAUCUCAGCAACAGCCGUGAAGUUGGUGCGCUGGGGAUGCAAGAUACCCACAUGCCCGAUCAUGAUCAUGCAGCCCUGGAUCUCCAUGCGCCGUUCUCGGAUGCGCCGCUGGUUGAUAAAGACGCAAAUCGGCAGUCCGGUAUGACUGUUGGGGAAAAGGAAGCACCAUUGGGGCCAACCUCCUACGCAUCACCGCCUACGUUCCAGACUGACACGGUCGAUGCUAAGGAAAUAAAUUCUGCGCCCGUUUCUAAGCCUACUGCCACCCUUGUAUCACCACCGACCUCACUGGCCGACGAGACCGACGUUCCUCAGGAGCAGGCAGAUGGAGAAGGGGAUCAUGUGGUAGUCCUGCACACACCAACCUCAAGUUCCCGGCACUCCUCGCGCCAGCCGCGCCAAGUCGACCGCUACAUGCCCGAGACACAUGUUUCCAAGCCGACCAAGGGGACGACCCAUACUCCCACAGCUCGUCGUUCUUCGUUUGGUGGGUCAAGCGGUGGUGUGCGAAAAUCCACUCCAGGUCCUUCUUCAGGAUCCAAAAAGUCGGCAUCACGCCCCUCCUCAUCCUCGCAUGCGAAGAAGAGUUUCUGGGCGACAGACGAGAAGAAAGGUGACCGGCAUGCUGCGACGUCAACAUCACCCGGGCAGCCGGGCAAGAACUCUAAGCGGGUCGCGGACGAGGAGCCAGAUGCUGAAAGCCUCCGCUUGAUCCGUGAACUGCAAGAAGCCGAGUUUGGGCUACGCAAGAGAUCUACGCGAGUGUGA